This is a messenger RNA of Cottoperca gobio, 2746 nucleotides long. It is a transcript of the gene ogal, whose product is annotated as O-GlcNAcase like. The transcript has 17 exons. The record is from RefSeq and is a predicted model, not a curated record. The coding region runs from base 317 to 2434 and encodes 705 amino acids. Lineage: Eukaryota; Metazoa; Chordata; Actinopteri; Perciformes; Bovichtidae. Gene Ontology annotation, molecular function: beta-N-acetylglucosaminidase activity. Gene Ontology annotation, biological process: glycoprotein metabolic process.
GCCUCCUGCAUCUGAGGUGAACUUCAGUCAUCACAACAACAAGAGCUGAUUCUUUUAUUAUUCUUUCACAGUAUUUACAGCUACAGACUUUAGACCAUGUUAGCGUCAUUAUGCGCAAUGCUGCAGGCGCUUUAAAGCUGACCGGUCUGCGCAGGCGUGAGAGGAUGGGGCAAUAAAAAGCAUUUAAAUUAAAGGCUGGCAUACACAGCUAUUGACUGAUAAUAGCGCGGUGUCAGUGCUGGAGUUCCUGUCUGAGCAGUAGUAAGCUGGAAGCAGAGACUGAGAAGAGACGACAACUCAACACUAAACUUAAAACAUGUCGAAACCAGGCAGUGCAAAGGGCCGACCUCACACUGGGACAAGGCGGUUCAUCAGUGGGGUAGUGGAAGGUUUUUAUGGGCGACCAUGGACUAUGGAGCAGAGAACAGAGCUGUUUAAAAGAGAACAGAAGUGGGGUUUGAACACGUACCUGUACGCCCCCAAGGACGACUACAAACACAGGAUGUACUGGAGGGACUUGUACUCUGCAGAGGAGGCAGAACAACUCAUCGCCCUGAUAUCAGCAGCUAAACAGCACGACGUGGAGUUCGUCUAUGCGAUCUCUCCCGGCCUGGACAUUACUUUCUCCAACCCCAAAGAGGUUGCUGCCCUGAAGAGGAAGCUGGGUCAGGUGAGGCAGUUUGGCUGCAGGUCCUUCUCUUUACUGUUUGAUGACAUCGAGACUGAGAUGUGUGCAGCUGAUAAGCAGGCCUUUAGCUCCUUCGCCCACGCUCAGGUGGCCAUCACUAAUGCGGUGUACCAGCACCUGGGAGACCCUGAGACCUUCCUUUUCUGUCCCACAGAUUAUUGUGCUGCGUUCUGUACCCCCAACGUGUCCCAGUCCUUGUACCUGCACACUGUGGGAGAGAAGCUGCUGCCUGGGAUAGAUAUACUGUGGACUGGUCCUAAAGUGGUAUCCCACAAAAUCUCUGUUGAGUCCAUAGAAGAGGUGUCCUCCGUCCUGAGGAGGGCACCAGUCAUCUGGGACAAUAUCCACGCAAACGACUAUGACCCCCAAAGGCUGUUCCUCGGACCCUUUAAGGAUCGUCCCACUGAGCUGAUCUCCAAACUGGGAGGAGUGCUCACCAAUCCCAACUGUGAGUUCCACCCAAACUUUGUGGCCAUCCACACUUUGGCUACGUGGUGCAAAGCAACAACUGACGGAGGACAGAGGGAUGUGGAAAUGGUCUCUCCAUCCCCAGACGAUGAGGAGCAGGACCCCUGCUACAGCCCUCAGAAAGCCCUGACGCUGGCUCUCACCGACUGGCUGCAGGAGUUUAUGAGCACCGACCAACCUGGAGGCCCUUGUCGUCCUGCAGCUCGUUUCAAGAAGGAGUCGUCAGAAGAGGAGCCCAUGCAGACGGACAUGGGAGAGAGCUCCUAUGUUCCUGGAGCUGGGGAGAACCCUCUGUACACAGCGGAGCCCCUGACCCUCGAUGACCUGAAGCUGCUGUCUGACCUCUUCUACCUGCCAUACGAAUACGGCCCGACAGCCCGGACCAUGCUGCAGGAGCUGGACUGGCUCAAGAACCACAGUUGGGCUGCCACCGCAGAGACAGACAAGACUGCGGAGUGGCGCUCAAGAGCACAGCAGUUCGAUGACAUGUGCAAAGCGGUGGUGCAGAUGUUCAAUCGUCUGUCAAACGCCCCGAACCGCAGAAUUCUGUACGACCUCUACAACUACAUCUGCGACAUCAAGAGUGGGGUCGGUCUGGCUCGAGCCUACGUGAAAACACUCGGAGGGCAGGCUCAACCCUCAGCCCAGCUGUUGAACGAUGAUCCUGAACCCUGGGGCUUCAGAGGAGGCCUUUCUGGAGAGUUACAGAGAAUGCUGCCUUGCCACGGAAACAGGGAUCUGUUCAGACAUCCUCCCAUGACGGCGGUUUACAGCAUACGGCUGUAUUGCCCUGAGGACAAGCUGGAGGUGCAAAGGAUUUUCAAGGAGAUGCAGAGCGCAGGAGAGGGCAAAGUCCCCUUGAUGAUGCAGCCUCCACUGAUCUGUGACGGUCUGUCAGCAGGUGAGAUCUCCCCCUCCCCUCAGUGUGCUCUCGUCCUGGAGGAUGAGAUCGGGAUGUGUGGUUACGCCCUGGCGCUCAUCGACGCCAAACCAGCCGCAGCCAAGAUUCAGAGGGCACUAGGUGAUUCAGUGUUCAAGGACUUCCCCUCCCUGGUUACCAUACAAGUGCUGCCCCGGGUCACUGAUCCCUCUCCAGCCAAGCGCAUGAUUGGUCGGUUGUUGUCCUCCAUCAGGAGCAGUGGUUCCAGAGGAAUGUUCUGUGAGUUGAGGCAGAGCGAUCGGAGGAUGCUCGACUUCUACACUAAACUGGGCUUCUUCAAACCCAUACAGCCGGCCGGUCUACCUCCAGACAUCAUCGCCAUGGGAACAAGCCUGUGAUCAAGAUGAAUCACUAGGACUUUCCUCAGGUUUGAAAUGUUGAGAUGAAACUUUGAAUAAUGGCUUUGCAGCAUUUCAAACUGAAAUUCAUCAUCGUUUUUGAUCAGUUAAUAUCAUUUGUGUAGUUUAGUAGCCAUUCUUGUGCAAAGUUGUAACAUUAGUCAAGGAAAUGUGCAAUAAAGUACUGUAUGAUGAAAAGUGUAAUGCAAUACUGAUUUUGUAGACAUUAACAUUUUAAAAUGUAAAGAUUUUUAAGAUACAUUUGUUAAAAAUAAAACAUUUAACAACCUUAAGUUCCUAAUUUGUUGCAUC